AGUAACAAGGAGAAAAGGAGAGAAUAUUCGUCGGAUAUUUGGGACGGUACGACAAUGUACACAUCGAAGAGAGAAGAGGAGGUCAAGAAAAGGCUCCAUCCAACCAAGUUGGACCGCAGGCAAGGCAAGCAGAGCAGGAGGGACGGCGCCGCCGUCACCUCAAAUUCUCAUUCGCUCUCGCCUUCAAAUUUGGGCCUUCCCCUCUCCUCUAUUUUUAUCUCUUCUCCCCCAGAUUGCUGCUCUAUAUCUCUCUGCCUGGACCCGCCACGGAUUCCCCAACAAAUUUCCUCUCCUUGCCCUGGAGCAAGGAAAGCAGGCAACAGCCCUUGCAGCUGCUGCCGUCCACAGGGCUCGGCUGUCAAAUUUUCUUUUGGCAGCCAGCCCGUCUCCAAUUUUCCCCAGCCAGGAGAUCGACGAGGGCAGUGAAGGACACAUACCACACAUUAGCUCCUUCUCCUUGGCAGAUUCUGGUUGUUGAGAGGUAGGCAGGAUGGCUUCCUUCUCCGGCCCCCUCCACCGCCCCUUCUCCGCCAUGGCGGUCGCUGCCUUCGCCGCAGUCUCCUCCAUCGAGCUGCCUGACAAGUUGUCCCAAUACAAGCUCGCUGACAAUGCGGACGCCAUCGUGUCGCUUCCGGACAGCAAGCCGGAAGCUUCAGCACCUUCGGCAUCAGCACUUUCUGGUCUGCAGUUCUUGCCGAGAAAUCACCAGGGUUAUGAUUUGGCUAAGGCGCCCGUUGCAUCUUUGCCGGUAAUCCAGACGGUUUACCAAUACGCAAAGUUUGCCAAGACCUCUGGACAAGAAGAGGCAAUGGCUUUGACCCCUUCGACGUCCUCGUCAGAUGGUCUCUAUCGCUGGCAUCUGCCUGAUCCCAGGGCCUGUGGCGACUCGUCCAACAAGUCUCAGACGGUGGUGGUUCUACUUGGUUGGUUGGGCUCGAAGCAGAAGCACCUGAAGAGAUAUGCCGAUUGGUACACCUCCAGGGGGUUCCAUGCUGUGACCUUCACUCUGCCCAUGUCUGACAUUAUCAGUUAUAAUGCUGGAGGGAAGGCUGAGAAGAAUGUGGAGAUGCUCUCGGAACAUCUUGCUGCUUGGGUCAGCGAGGAGAGUGGGAAAAAGAUUGUUUUCCACACCUUCAGUAACACCGGCUGGCUUUGCUAUGGUGUAAUACUAGAGAACUUGCGGAAGCAGGAUCCUGAAGCAAUUGAGAAAAUUAAGGGAUGCGUAGUCGAUUCAGCGCCUGUUGCUGUCCCUGAUUCUCAGGUUUGGGCAUUAGGGUUCUCGGCUGCUAUCAUGAAAAAACACAGCGUAGCAACUAAAGGAGCAGUAUCAAAUGAUACAAGAUCUGACGUCGUAGUUGUGGACUCUCACAGAGAUAUUAAGCCAGCAGCUACCGAGGCUGUUCUACUAUCUGCGUUGGAGAAGGUUUUUGAUGUUAUUCUGAAUUAUCCAGCCAUUAAUAGGAGGCUAUCUGGUGUUAUGGAGCUUUUGUCCUCGAAGCAACCAAACUGCCCCCAGCUGUACAUAUACAGCUCCGCAGAUCGUGUCAUCCCGGCAAAGUCAGUGGAGUCAUUCGUGGAGAGACAACGAAGAGCGGGGUGUGAAGUGAGGUCUUGCGACUUCGUCUCGUCGCCCCAUGUGGACCAUUACCGGAGCAAUCCGGGUCUCUACACCUCUCAGCUGACCAACUUCUUGGAGGACUGUGUGCUUCACCAUCGCGAGGACUCUUCGCCGUCAUCAUCGCCUGCAUAGGAUGUUCUUUGCAGGAGAAGACAAACAUAUUUGUCCCUGGUGAUCCAUUGAAAUGUACCAGGAUCGUAUGAGGAUUAAUUAUACAUCUGACCUAUUUCCUUUUUUACUCUGGUCGGGUAACUUUUAGGAGGCACAACUGUAAAAAAAUGAAGCAAGUUUGUGGCUUACUAACUGACAAUUCACCAUGCACCAACCAUUCGUUUGUCUGGAUGAGAAAUCUGUUUAUUUCUUUGCACA
Messenger RNA from Brachypodium distachyon (stiff brome), 1987 nucleotides. RefSeq names its product transmembrane protein 53. Lineage: Eukaryota; Viridiplantae; Streptophyta; Magnoliopsida; Poales; Poaceae. The transcript is spliced from 6 exons. The record is from RefSeq and is a predicted model, not a curated record. Bases 491 to 1750 code for a protein of 419 amino acids.